ACCUAAACCACAUUUUCAGUUCCAAAUUUUUGGUAAUUCACAAAUUAAAGGCUUUCUUGUUCACGAAAAUGGCUUCUGGUGAUUACGAGUUUCCCCCUCAGACACAGCCAACGCAGCCUGGCAAAGAAUAUCUCAUGCAUCCACCACCGCAAUUCAACGACCCCCAAUACAAACCAUCAAAUAAACUUCAGGGAAAGGUAGCUGUAGUGACUGGGGGUGACUCGGGAAUAGGAAGGGCAGUGUGCAACUUGUUUGCAUUGGAGGGUGCCACAGUGGUUUUCACGUACGUGAAAGGGGAUGAGGAUAAGGACGCGAGUGACACGCUUGAAAUUAUAAGGAAGGCAAAAACUGAGGAUGCUAAGGAUCCAAUGGCUAUACCGACAGAUUUGGGUUAUGAUGAGAAUUGCAAGAGAGUGGUGGAAGAAGUGGUUAAAGCUUAUGGCUGCAUUGACAUUCUUGUGAACAAUGCAGCUGAGCAACACGAGAAUAAACUCGAAGAUAUUGAUGAGCCUCUACUCGAGAGAGUCUUCCGAACUAACAUCUUCUCCUAUUUCUUCAUGACCAGGCAUGCACUGAAGCACAUGAAGGGAGGAAGUAGCAUUAUAAACACGACAUCAGUGAAUGCAUACAAAGGAUACGCAACAUUGGUGGACUAUUCGUCAACAAAGGGUGCCAUUGUAGGGUUUACGAGGGCACUGGCACUUCAGCUGGUAGACAGGGGAAUAAGAGUGAAUGGGGUUGCACCUGGACCCAUUUGGACUCCAUUAAUACCAUCCUCUCUCUCUGCCAAAGACACUGCUCAACUCGGUACAGAAGCUGGAAUCGCAAUGAAGAGAGCUGGCCAACCUGUUGAGGUGGCUCCCUCUUAUUUGUUUCUUGCCACCAACCAAUACUCCUCUUACUUCACUGGCCAAGUCCUUCACCCCAAUGGUGGAAUGAUUGUGAAUGCUUGAUGAAGGGUAAAUGAUACUCAUUGCUCGAAAUUGAUUUAUGUAAUGUUUGUGGUUCGUGUCUACGUAAAACUGUUUCGCCAAUGGCAAACCUACCCUUGUUUGUGGAUGAAUGUGUGGCUUAGCUGUUUCUGUGUACUUCUGCUUUUCAAUGUGCAAAACUAAUAAAAUAGUUCUUGAAUGUAAGACGUAUUUAAAGACUCGUGUUACCUUAGCCUCUUAGUUAAU
Molecule: messenger RNA, 1178 nt
Organism: Abrus precatorius (Indian licorice)
Lineage: Eukaryota; Viridiplantae; Streptophyta; Magnoliopsida; Fabales; Fabaceae
Product: NADPH-dependent aldehyde reductase 1, chloroplastic-like
Exons: 4
Coding region: 69-953 (294 amino acids)
Molecular function (GO): oxidoreductase activity
Source: RefSeq, a predicted model, not a curated record